Messenger RNA from Temnothorax curvispinosus, 5780 nucleotides. Its product is annotated as thrombospondin type-1 domain-containing protein 4-like. Gene Ontology annotation, molecular function: metalloendopeptidase activity. Gene Ontology annotation, biological process: extracellular matrix organization. Lineage: Eukaryota; Metazoa; Arthropoda; Insecta; Hymenoptera; Formicidae. Gene Ontology annotation, cellular component: extracellular matrix. The record is from RefSeq and is a predicted model, not a curated record. Bases 968 to 3529 code for a protein of 853 amino acids. The transcript is spliced from 18 exons.
CGUGAAUGAAUCAUUCUAACAAUUGCCGUCGCAUUCUGUAAACAUAAUCACGGCCACAGCGCCGACUAGAUCUAAUUAGCAUAGAAUGUCAUUUAACAGCGUAAUCGUGGCGAGUCGAGCGCGUGUUGCAUAAUCGUGUCGCGCACGUGCAUCGGCGACGUUGCGCCUGAUUGUGAGCGUGGAGCGAUAACGCGUUCUCUCACCUAGUCCUCGCGACAACGGCGACAAGUGUAAAUCGUAACGUGUGUAAACCUCGCGUAACGUUUACAAAUUUCUCUCCCGUCCCUCGGUGCAGCCGGUCGGCGCUGAGAACAACGCGGCUAUUGUGCCGCAUCGUCAGGCGGUUCGGGGACGCCGGCGUCAUAAGAUAAUUUCGAAAAAAAAAUGGGUUACACGCUCUUAUCUGCCCCGACGGGCUUUACGACGACCCGACGGGCCCGUCGGGCGACGACCGACGGCGUCGCCGACUUUGUUGCCGCGGUCGGACAACCUGGCACGUAAAGUUGCUGGGGAAAAGUCGUGAUCGUGAUAAGUGCUUAAAGUUUAGUUCGAAAGAAAAAGACCGUGUAAGACCCGCGAUACGAAGUCUCCUGAUAUAUAGCCUAGCAUUUCGCAUAGCUUGUCGGAGAUAUAAUUCUCGUUAUUGAUAAGGGUUUCCGCGAUUGCUACCCCGCGACUGUUUUAUGCGUUCGAAUGCGCGAAGUGCACAACCGCAUGUCGGUAGGACCGAUGCCGGGGAAGGCCGAGCGAGUUGCAUACAUUUAGAUACCGCUCGACGAAAUCGAGAAAUCAUUCAUGAGAUCGGCCGCAACAGGGUCACUGUGUCGCUUAAUCUCGAUAUAAAUUGCAAUACAGUUUCUCGGAUUCGCGAUCGUAUCGAUUGCGUUUCAACAUCACGGCUGAUCGCCACGCAAGGAAUUAACAUAAAGCCUCAAGGGUUAGCUUUUAAAGAUCGAUUCUAGCCCUGAUGAUGCUGAGCACGGCCGGUGUCUCGUCCUCCCAUAUGCCUGAAAAGUAUCCCAUAGAAGUAUAUCAUAUGUUACAAGAAAGAACGCAGUUUGGAAUUAGCCAUGACAACAGGAUAAGAGGGACUUGGGGUACGUGGAGCUCCUGGAGCGAGUGUUCCAGAUCUUGCGGCACUGGUAUCCAGUCUCAAUUUCGAGAAUGCGUCCCACGGAGACGUUUGAGAAGACGAAGUAUUAUCUCGGAGAACGGUACGAGCAGCGGCAGGCCUAUCUGUGUCGGCAUAUACAGACGCUACCACACGUGCAAUACGCAGGAAUGCCCGAACUUCCCGGAAGACUUGCGGGCGGAACAGUGCGCCAAGUACAACGGGAGGAACUACAAGGGCCGCAGUUACGUCUGGGUGCCCUUCGUGGACGCGCCGAACUCCUGCGCGCUCAAUUGCCGUGCAGUCGGCGAGCCUUUUUACGCAACGCUUGAACCGGCAGUAAUAGACGGCACGCCCUGCGAUGCUCCGAAUCUUCGCGGACGCGGCGGCAGCGGCGGUGGUGGCGGGAUUUCGACGGAACGCAACAGCGAACGAUGGCUCUGCGUCGCCGGACAAUGCAAGCCUGUAGGAUGCGACGGCGUGGUGGGUUCCGAUGCGACGAUGGACGCCUGCGGCGUGUGCGGUGGCCAAGGCAGAGGGUGCAGGCUGUACGAGGGCAUCUUCCUGGAGCCGAUUCUGUCCAAGGGUCAUCAGCAGGUGACCACGAUUCCGAAGGGCGCAAUGUCGCUCAACAUUUCCGAGCUCCGAUUCAGCAGUAAUUUUCUAGCGUUGAGAGACAGUAACGGCAGUUACAUCCUAAACGGACCGUGGUCUUACAGUCCCAGUGGUACUUAUAAAGCGGCUGGUACGACAUUAACAUACCAGAGGGGCGAUAGGAACCGUAUGGAGUGUAUCUUGGCGACCGGACCAUUGAACGAGUCUCUGCAUUUAGAGAUCUUAUCCGUGGAAUUAAAUCCGGGCGUUUUGUACAAGUACAUGCUACCUACGAAGGAAGUGCCGGACGAUAAAGCGGUAAUUGCACCGCCGCUGCUUGUCGCAGGAGCAAACGAUCGGGGCAACGAGAUACCUAGUCCAGAUACUCACGUGACCGUGCGAGUACCCGUUACAAGAAUAUCGGAUCGGCGAAGCGAUUCAUCUCCAACGCGUCGCGAUCGCGAUCCACCGCGCGCGCACGACGGCGAACGGAAGGAAGAGAUGAAGCAUCCACCGACCACGGUGAUGGCGGGCGAUCAGCCAAAGUCAAAGGCGACGAGAAAGAAGAAGAGGAGGAAGUUCGCCUGGAAAAUAGUCGGCCUCUCUCCGUGCUCGAAGGAAUGCGGGGGAGGCGUGCAGAUGAUUAUCCUGAAGUGCAUUCACGAGAUCAAUCAGACACCCGUCAAUGAAAAACGUUGUCGCAACGUGGAAAAGCCGAAGCAUUCUCCUCCGCUGCGAUGCAACGAUCAUCCUUGCGCCGCCAGGUGGCGAGCUGAGCCGUGGAGUGAGUGCUCGGUCACCUGCGGGGUCGGUACCAAGACGCGAAAACUCGAAUGCGUUCAGGAGCUGAACGCGAGAUUGACAAUGCGCGUUGCUGCUGGCGCGUGCAUGCAACCGCCAGAGCUGAGCACCACAGAAACUUGCAGCCGGAUGGCAUGUCCCAACGUGGGCCCAGAACUGAGACACAUGCCCUCGCAGCACGACGCGCCCAGGUGGGACGUGGGCGCUUGGGGUCCGUGUUCGGCGACGUGCGGCCGUGGAAUUCGAAAUCGAACGGUGACCUGUAUAACGCCCGGGGAGUCCUGUUCGUUAAUCAACAAGCCGGAAUCUCAAAAAGCGUGUGAAGUAGUGGCUUGUAGUGCGACAACGAGACAUCACCCCGGAACAGCGCCCUGGUUGUACUCGGAAUGGUCUUCAAAGUGCUCCGCCGAAUGUGGAAAUGGCGUGAGGAUCAGACGAGUGGCAUGCGCUGACGGUAGCGAGUUAUUCUGCAAUCCCAAAGAGAGACCAGACACGGAGAUGCAUUGCUUCGGACGAGGGACGAGCUGCGACCGAGCCAAAUGGUUCGCCAGUCCAUGGACUUCCUGCUCUGUUUCGUGCGGCGUUGGCGUGCAAUAUCGAGACAUCGCUUGCAUAACCAGAACGGAUAAUGACUUUGUCGUGCUACCUGCAAAAAAUUGCAGCGAUCCCAAACCAGCGACUGAGCAAGCUUGCAGGAUGUCCGCGUGUUUGCCGGAAUGGUUCACCUCAAAUUGGUCGACGUGUUCCGCAACAUGUGAAACUGGAGUGCAAACACGACUUGUACGGUGCAUCGUCGAAGGUAUUAGCAGCACCAGUUGCUCGGAAAUCAACAAACCAAGCGCGGAGCAACGAUGUAACAUGGAGCCGUGUAAGAAGGAGAUUCCAGUGGCGAACAAACCACCCAAAAAGGUGCACGAGUCGUCCGAGUGCGUGGACAAGUAUCCGAAUUGCGUUUUAGUGGUAAAGAAUGGUCUGUGCCGAAUCAAAUAUUACAAGCAUUCGUGUUGCCAAUGCCGUCAGUAGCUGGGACAGCAGCUUUGCGCUCGUUUGCGAUUUUGCGACUGCGAGGCUGACGAGAGCGCGAUCGUUGAAUAAAUUAUAUCGGAAUUAUAUCAGAUAUUAUAUCGGAAAGGGCAAAUUAUGCCGAGUGUAAGACUGCUACAAAGAGAGAUGACCACGUAUAUUAGAAAUAAUUUUAUUUAUAUUACGCGACGCGACAUCGGAUCACACGUGUCUUAGUCGUGCUUUUUUCUGCCGAAUGUAGCAUAAUUCUCGCGGAGCGGCAGAAUAAUUCUCUUCCCUUCUCUAUCUAUCGAUGAAUGUUUAGAACGAGGCGUUUGUUUCUUCUUGAUAGUUUGAAUAUGAGUAUUAGAGUAAAUUUUCGGAGAAAAACCACAGAAGCAAAAUAGAAUAACCGAAUAAGAAAUAAAUAAAAUAAUAAACUCUAGUAAAGGACGACAUGAUAUGCAAAAUUUAAAAAAGGAAUUUAAGAUGCGCUUUUAUCUAUGCGUUAAGAACGAAUCUUUCUGCGAAGAAGGCUUGGUCUCGAAGAAUCCCGAUUUUCCCGAGAAUCAAACCGUGGAGGGGUUCGUCAUGUUUUUGUAUUGUCAGGGUUUUGUGUGCAAUAAAUAUAUCUCGACGCGUGUACGGUACGCACGUGCAUUCACUUGUAUGGCAUAUGCAUGGGUUUACAUCGCGUGUGCAUGCGAGUUGAUAUCUGUGUUAUCGCCGCAGACGGGUGGGUCCGCCGUCAGUAGCUGGGGUUAAUUUUAUUGAUUGAUAGCGGCGCCUAUUCAAAUACCUUUAGCCCUGGUCCUUUUUACAUGCAGCAACGCGAUCUCAAUUUUUUUUUUAUUAAACGGCACGUUUAGCGUAUUCAAGCGGAAAGAACAUACGACGAUCUCAUUGUGUCUCAAGAGCUCAUACGAGAAAAAGAGAUAGAAAAUAUUUUUAUUUUCGUUUAACAUCUUAUUAGAUGAUAAAAUAUAUUGAACAGCUGUAUCUCGGAAUUUUACUUAAUUUUUUUAUUAAAUAGCAGAUUUUUUCAGUUUAUUACACGAAAAAAGGGAUUUCUUUGAAGAUUAGUUAAGUGAUUUAUAUACAAUACUUACAUAUUCAAGGCACUUGCUGCUUACUGUUUUAUUUCUGAAACAGCAGUGGAGUAAAAAAAUAGUAUACGCUAAAAUGUUAUCAUUUUAAUUUCAUUGUCGGUAUGUAUAUAAAAAAAUAUGAGGCUUUUAAUGUAUUUUUAAUUUGACAUUUACAUGUAAUGUACAUUGCAAACGCGACUCGAUUAAUAGAGUGGUAAUAAUAUUUUUCAAAGCGAAUACACGAGUCUGUAAAACAAGCCUCCCUUUGCAUGUGUGUUCGCACAAAACCUGCACGACUAUGAAAACCUUCUUUGCUGCUGCGCCCGCCUCUGCACCGUAUCGAAAGUGAAACGAGCUGAAAAGUUGAGUCUGCAUUCCGGAAUCAAUGUGAAACGAUGUUGUAAAAGGCGCCCUGUGCGCAAACUUGUGUUACAUAGACUGGAAAAUUCGCUGCCCGAUGAAAAAUUGGUUUUCUCUUUCCCUUGCGUUCCUGUGGGAAAGCACCCUCUCACAGGAACGUAGUUACAUUUUGCCGAAAUACGACAAUUCAUUCGACGACCAUUUAACGUGGAAACUUUUAUAACGACGAAGUUAAUAGAAGAAUCGACAACUUUUCUUUCUAGACACUUUUCUGUUAGCUAUUUUAUAAGUUGGCGUAAGAAUUUAUAAUCGAUCUAUAGAAACUGCGCGACGAGAAAUCCAUUUUUCAAAAUUAUUCGCGAGCUCUCGACGAAGGCGUUACGAAUAUUAAAGUGAAUAUUGACAUACGAUUCUCGUUCUGCACACCUCGUUAUAUAUCAAGUAAAAUUAUUCGGAUAAGCGUGAUAAUAUAUACAGUAACGUAAUUGGGUAUACGCUUGUAUAUGUAGAAUAUAUGAAGUCGUCGUUAGAUGAUAAAUAUAUAUGUAUUAUUGUGUAUAUUUCGAUGUCGAGAUAAAAAAAGUUAAGAGUCUUCGAUCCAUAUCGCUAUCACGUAUUAGUUCGAUGUUGGACUCGUAUUUAAUUGCGCCGUUAAGAACAGAGCUAUACGGAUUAAUUAAUUAUCUGUCAAUUGAGCUCUUUGGUUCUGCCAGCUCCAAGGAAUUGUUCGGAUGCUUUCUAUCGAAUAGUAUUCCUCUAGAGCAUAGCCUGCGUAUCGCUCAGAUUUUCUAUUUUUACAGCAAUUACAAGUUAUUUACACAAAA